This is a messenger RNA of Postia placenta MAD-698-R-SB12, 435 nucleotides long. RefSeq lists its product as hypothetical. Gene Ontology annotation, molecular function: core promoter sequence-specific DNA binding; TBP-class protein binding; protein heterodimerization activity. The record is from RefSeq and is a predicted model, not a curated record. Bases 1 to 435 code for a protein of 144 amino acids. Lineage: Eukaryota; Fungi; Basidiomycota; Agaricomycetes; Polyporales; Adustoporiaceae. Gene Ontology annotation, biological process: chromatin remodeling; negative regulation of transcription by RNA polymerase II; RNA polymerase II preinitiation complex assembly. Gene Ontology annotation, cellular component: negative cofactor 2 complex. The transcript is spliced from 5 exons.
AUGUCGGACCGCGAGACUGGAGGCAUACCGGGAUCCGACGAGGACCUGUCGCUGCCGAAGGCGACCGUUGCUAAAAUGAUCGCAGAAUUAUUGCCUCGUGACGUGUCGUGCGCGAAGGAGACGCGAGACUUGGUGAUCGAAUGUUGUGUAGAGUUCAUACAUCUAAUAUCCUCGGAGGCCAACGAAAUCUGUGAGAAGGAGUCGAAGAAGACGAUUGCGCCCGAACAUAUUAUUUCGGCGCUGAAGCAUCUCGGAUUCGAGUCGUUCACUGAAGAGGUGCAGGAUGUGUUGAAGGAUCACAAGCAGCAGCAGAAGGACCGGGAGAAGAAGGUAUCGAAGCUCGAACAGUCUGGCCUCACGGAGGAGGAACUCCUCAAGCAGCAAGAAGAGCUCUUCGCAGCCAGCCGCGCGCGGUUCCAAUCUGCCCAGCAGUAA